AUGCUUCGCCGUGCCCUCCGAGUUUCAGGGGCGUUUUCCCGGCCGGUUCCUUCGCCCAGAUGGGCGCCGCUUCGUUUCACCACGAGCGAGGCCAAUGCCCCACCUGGGGAACCUCGGCGAGGGGUUCUGGCUGACCCGCAGGAGCCCCCGCUGCUGGUGCGGUCCUCCCUGGUGGCGGCCAGCACGGCGCUGAUGACGCCGCUCUUCCCGGUGAUCGGCUUCAACCAGUUGGUCUUCCGCUAUGCGACUCCAGAGAUGAAGCUCGCGCUGCAUGGUGGGACUUCGAUGGUCUACUUCUCCGCCAUGACGUUGGUGCCCAACGCUUUCUACUAUGCGCCCAUCCUUCUGCCCUUUGCCCUGGGCAAUGGCUUGGUGGUAGGCUCCAUGUACCUCGUAGCAGACCUGGCGGCCGGCGGCCCGCAGGCCUUGGCCUCCCGGCGCCUGGGCAUCUUGCCGCUCUUCGGGCCAUUACUGGGCGCGAGCAGCGCCUUUUUGGUGCCCUUCUCGUACCCCUACAGCUGGCAGGCGGUCUAUGGCUGUUACCCAGAUCCCGACAUCACGGCGAACCUCAUCUACCACGCCUGCUUCAACGCCUACAUGGGCCCCUGCCUGGCUGUCACAGGGCUGGCCUCGGGGCUCGUGAUCCAGAUGGUGCUGCAGCCACUGAUCCUGGGCGUGGAGGGCUGGCCCUGGCCGCGUCUGGCGGGCGCCGUGCUGGCCGCCAGCCUGUUCGGCCUGGUGGCGCUGUAUUCCGCCUCGCUGCGGACCACCGUGCCGCAUCUGAGGGACGCAGACCUGGACGAUCCAAAGCUCCAGGGCUACUUCUGGGCCGGCACGGUGAACUGCUUGGUCAGUGAGCAGGAGCUGUGCUGGGCGCCACGGCUGGACAGAGACGGAAAGCUUUGCAGUGCCCAGAUGCGGGCAGCUGGCGACCUACGAGACCCGGAGCUUAGCUUUGAGGAGGGGGAGCUCAGUGAAGGCCUGGAGAAGGUGCUGCGGUCCCUGGAGCUGCUGGACCGCGCCAAGCUCCCCACGGCCAGGUGCUUCCUGAGCCGCUACGAGGCCUACUUCGAUGGCUUGGUGCAGAGACCAUUGAGCAGAGAGGACUGCCAAAGGCUGGAGGCGCAGCUUCCGGCGCGGAUCUUGGAGGACGCGCUGCGGCUGCUGCUGACAAAUGCCGCGGAGGUCGAGGUCUUGGAGAAAUCGCUGCAGGAGGUCCGGUCGGUGUCCAACUCCAAGCACCUGCGUAGCGCAAAAGUGCAGGAGCUGCAGCGGCUCCGCUGCGCCCAGUUCCGGGAGUGGCUGCGCCUCUCCGGCGGCUCCGGGGCGGGGCAUGCGGCGCCCUUCAGGGUGGAGGAGCUGGAGACGAGCCUUCGGGAGCUGCAGGUGGACGCGAAGCGCCUGAAGCGGUCACUGGAGGCUAUGGACUGGACAUUCCAGGAUUCCACUGCUCUGCAGCUCGGGGAUCGUCACAUCUUGCGGUGGCAGAAGAAUCAGCAGGACCUGCUGGGCGCGGCACAGAUCCUGGCGCCCCUGGCUCUCGUGGCAGCUGUGACCGCCUGGACGCAGGGCUGGCUGUCGACCGGUACCGGGCUGCGCCUGGCGCCGGACGCUCUGCUUUGUGCUUUCGCGAAAGAUUGCGAGCAGCACCUAACGUGCCUCGCCUACCUGGAGGAGCCCUCGGAAGUUGCUACGAAUGGAACGUGGCUUCAGACCAAGUUGGAAGGUGCGGAUGUCGUGCAGUCGUGCCAGGCUCUUCUGGCCCUGGCCACCUUGCGACACUGUGCUCCCUGCUUGGAGGAGUCGAUGUGGCCAAUGACCGUGGAGGAGGUGAACGACAACGCGGUGCGAUUUCUGCGAUACCUCUGGCUCAGGGGCGCCGAGCGGAAGCCUCAGGGCCUUUCGUCGCCGCCGCCCCCUUGGCAGGGCUCGCUGGCCGGAGCUUCGAGGCUUGGCCAACCCCGGCCGGUGCCAAGGCCCGUGAUUUUCGUGCUGCAGUUGGAUGGAACACGUUUCAUGGUAGUCCAUGAGGAUGAAGACAGGGGCCCUGAACCUGUUUCCAUAAGGCGCUUCAAGGCGGCUCCUCCCCUGGAGGCCGGGGCCCGGCGACAUGGACCGGCGCAGCCUCUGAGUCGGUCUGGGGUGGAGGCCCUGAGGUUGCCAAGGCCGCUGGCGCUUUCGCCGGCCCUGCUCGGGGAGCGCCAGGAUCUGGGGAAGCAUCACUUCUUCACCUUCAGAGCUUUGAUCAUGCCGAAGCAAGCGAUCGCAGCCAUUGCCAACAACGCGGAUCUUGGAGUUUCCAAACUUGCCUUGAUACUGCAUGCCAUGUCUCAUUGCUUCGUCUUGGUGAGGUGGCGCAUACUGAUCCUGCUGCCCUGCGUCCUGGGCCAGUCCACCCUGAAGCUGUCGGCCACACUUACCAUCGAGAAGUCCGAUGACAAGGCAAAGACCAACGAGCAGGUGAUCCAGCUCCUGGCCCACGCCAAGGAGAAGAAGUACGAGGGCAACGUCCAGCGAUUUCUGGAAAACAUGGUGAAUCAGCUGCAGAAGGUCAUGGAUGCGGCUAAGGCGGUGGAGGAGAAGAAGUCCACGGAGACGCCCAAGGACUUUACCCCGGCCAAGUACCGCAUCAAGGCCAUGCCCAAGCUGAACGCCAAGAAGAUCACUGUCAAGAAGAUGACAGCUGCCGACCUGGCGAAGCGGCUAGAUGAGGGCCAGGACAUCAACUUCAAGGAGCCCAUGCUGAUCACCAACGCCACGGCGCUGUUCGAGCCUGGCGCGUGGGAUGAGGUGCGGCGGCACUGGACGGCCUCGCGGCUCAUGGAGGACCCGGACUUGGAGAAGGACUUCCGCAUCGAGUACUGGCCCCAGGAGAAGGCCCGCGCGCGGCUGGUGGGGAACCAGCUCCAGAUGGAGGAGCCGGAGAUGAUCCCCUUCUCUCGCUACUUGGUGAACUGCUUCCACGGUACGCCCGCCAAGCCGAAGCUACCUGGGCAGAACACCGAGCACUGCGAGCAGACGGUGGACGCGCAGACUAUGGUCCGGAACCUUACGGAGUUGGAGCAGCUGCGGAUCUUCCGGAAGAUCGAGAACGCCUUGCCGCACAUGGCCGAGUUUCGUAGGCAUCUCCUGGAGGCGGCAGGUGAUGAGCUCAAGGCCAUCGUGGGCAAAGGUGCCGAGCGCUGGAAACGGAACCAAGGGCGCUUGUCCUACCAAUACUUCACCUUCGGCCCCUCCGGGUCUGGCGCCAACCUGCGCCCCGAGAACGGCUUGCCCUUCUUCGACGUGCUGGUGCAUGGGUCCAAGCGCUGGCUGCUCCUGCAGGAGGACGAGAUGGAGCGGGUGGCGCAGAAGGCCCGAGAAGCCCGGGCGCCCGUGGGCCAGCAUGAUCCGCGCCCUUGGGAUGAAUGGCCUGACGUCUUCUUCUUGGAGCCCUCUCGGAGCGACCAGCCUACUCCCCCCGAUCUGACCAUGCCGCGGCGGACGCUGCUGGUGCCGGCGCAGCCUCCGGGCAAGCCGGCACAGCUCGCCGACCUCCUGGCCGUCAUCCCCACCUCCACGCCUUCGCCUUCGCCUUUGCCGGCGGAACCGCCGCCGCCGGAGCCGGCGGAGCCGGUGCCGGCGAAGCGCAGCCUGCUGGCGCCGUGCCGGGCGGAGGCGCCGGGCAACGAAGGGCUGGACGCGUGUUACAGGGUCACCUUCACCAAAGAUGUGCACAAGAAGCGAAAGGUCUAUCAGUGCGGCUUCCUGCGCAUCAAGGCGGGCAAGGCAUUCCUCUACAACGACGAAGGCAAAACCGUGUUGCUGGGCCGCUCGCUGCGGGUGGAGAAGCCUUUGCAGCCAGGCGCAGAGCUCGCCACGUACCAGGCAGUGGUUGAGGUGGAGCAAGACCUGGCGGUGGCGGACUUCGAGUCCGGCCGCGCCUUCACCCAGCCGGCCCUUGCGGCCCUCGCGCCGACGGAUCACGCCGAAGCCGCGAAGGCGCCGAAGGCGAAGAAGCGCCGCCAGGCGCUGCUCUGCGAAGGCGACGAGGAGCCAGCGCCACCGGAAGCCGCCCCGCCUGGCGCGCUGGUCCUGGACGAGUCGGGCACGAUGUUCCUGGACCACUUCCUGGCCUCGAGAUUGAAGCCGCACCAGGAGGAGGGGGUGAAGUUCAUGACGCAGCACCUGCUGGCCGAAGGCGGCUGUAUCCUGGCAGAUUCCAUGGGCCUGGGAAAGACCCUGCAGGCGAUUUGCACUUUGUGGGUCGCCUUUCACAAGCCGGCGGGAAGGCCCAUCUCCAAAAAGGCUGCGGUGGUUUGCCCCAGCUCCCUUUGUGGGAACUGGGAGGCUGAGGUGUCGCGCUGGCUGGGCUUCCGGCUGCGGCCGGUGGUGGUGGGCACUGAGCCGGCCAAGCAGGUGAGGACCUUCCUGCGAAGCACAGGCACGCUCGAUGGACGGCUACUGAUCAUUUCCUACGACCAGCUGCGGCUGCACGCGGAGGCGCUGGACGGGGCCCUGGAUCUGUUGAUCUGCGACGAGGGGCACCGCCUGAAGAGCGCGGGCACCGCCACGGCCAAGCGCCUGGAAGCGCUGCGCUGCAGAAGGAUUUUGCUUACAGGCACGCCGCUGCAGAACAACCUGGAUGAGUUCUACUGCUGUUGUCACUUCGUGCAGCCAACGAAGAUGCCGUCCCCCCAGGUGUUCCAGCGGGUCUUCAAGGGCCCCAUCGACCGCGCCCGGGACGAGGCCGCCUCUGCAGAGGAGCGGCAGCUGGGCCGGAACCGCUCCGCGGAGCUGCUGCGGCUGACCUCCGGCUUCAUCCUGCGCCGCGGGCCUGAGAUCCUGGAGGCCAUGCUGCCGAGCCGCACGGAGCUGCUGCUCACCGUGGCCCUGGCGCCCGCGCAGGUGGAGGCCUACCGCGGGCUGCUGGCCCUGCGCUGGGCCGGGCAGCAGCUUGGGCUGCUGCAGCUGCUGCGGCAGCUGUGCAACGACCCCGGCGGACUCUUAACUUCCUUCGAAAAGAAGUCGGCGGCGCCCAGUUUCUCCUCCGCGAGGGUUGCCUUUGCGGAUGAGGAGGAGGCGCCCAUCUCGCUGCUUCCCGACUUCGCCACUGGCUGCAAGGAGGUGGUGCAGAGAGCCUUGGGCCGGUCCUGCGGGGUGCCGUCGGCCAAGCUGGAGCUGCUGGAAGGUCUGCUGUCCCACCUCCAGUCCGAGGCCCCGGAGGACGGGGUGGUCAUCGUCUCCAACUUCGUGUCGAUGUUGAGCUGCUGCAGCGCGCUCUGCAAAGGCUUGGGCUUCAAGGUGUCGCACCUCGACGGGUCCACGGCGGUGCAGAAGCGCCAGGCGCUGGUGGACAACUUCAACCAGCAGCGGGGACCCAAGGCGUUUCUGCUGUCCGCGAAAGCCGGCGGGGUGGGCCUCAACGUGACUGGGGCCAACCGCAUGUUGCUCUUGGAGCCGGACUGGAACCCUGCGGUGGAUCUGCAAGCCAUGGGCCGGGUCUGGCGACAAGGCCAGACGAAGCCGGUGACGAUUUACCGCCUGGCCACCUUGGGCACUUUGGAGGAGAAGAUCUUGAAGCGCCAAGCACACAAGCAGGGCCUGGCCUCGCUGGUGUCCGCCGGGAACCUGCAGAGCUCUGAUGUCAAGGAGCUCUACAAGGUCUUCACCUUGGACGGCUACACCGCCGAGGGCCGUCCGCAGCCUUCCGAGCGGCGCAGCGCCGAGUCCGGCGCCGAAUUCGGGCUGCCGCGGCUACCGGGGCUUCAGGGCGCGGAGCGGUUGACCAGGCCCGCGGUCGAGGCUGAGGAGACCGUUGUCGAAACCUCCGAGGAGCUGAAGGAGUGCAACGACGCGCCGCUCUUUCUGAGGUACCAGUCCUAGACCGAACGCAAGCAACAUGCGGCGCGGCAUAGCAUGCGGGUCGUGGGACCCGGCGGUUCGGCUCUGGGCCCCAGCAGGUUGCAGGCAUUGGUCCUUUUGUUUCCCUUGCCAAUCUCAAGCUGUCGACUGCAGGGGGGGGACCCGCAGAACCGCACCAGACGGUCUUCCCAGACCCGGCCAUAGGUAUGAUUCAGAUAGCUCUUUCGUCCACGGUGUCUGGUGUUCCCUGGUCUUCCCGGCCUAAAAGGCGAGACGCAGACCAUCGGCAUGGCGCUGUUUCCUGGUGCCGAUGCGUUGACAUUGAGCAAAGAAGAAGACGUCCAUCUUCACCCGAGGGUGCCGAGAGUCAAGCGUGCACGGCUGAACUGACGGAUGGGGAGCCACAACGCGAUGUCGGGC
Effrenium voratum is the source of this 6264-nucleotide messenger RNA. NCBI's taxonomy places the organism in Eukaryota, Dinophyceae, Suessiales, Symbiodiniaceae. The record is from the annotation of a GenBank genome assembly.